Messenger RNA from Mustela erminea (ermine), 735 nucleotides. RefSeq names its product translation initiation factor IF-2-like. The coding region runs from base 1 to 735 and encodes 244 amino acids. NCBI's taxonomy places the organism in Eukaryota, Metazoa, Chordata, Mammalia, Carnivora, Mustelidae. The transcript is spliced from 2 exons. The record is from RefSeq and is a predicted model, not a curated record.
AUGGGGGACCGCAAGGAGCAGAAGGAGGUGCCCCGGGGCCACACCCAGUACCCAGUGUGUGGGGGAGACCCCCAGACCAGCCCCCAGCUGAAUGCGGCCUCAUCGGGACGUGCAGACCCGCAGCUGCCCGCACCGGGGCCUCCGGGACCCUCGCCGCCCACGGUCGCGCGGACGGACCCUCCCGGCCCCCCUGCAAAGCGGCUCCUGUGCCGCCCGCGGCCCCCACGUCUGUGGGUGAGCAGCCGGCUUUCACCGGACGCCGACGGUCCCAGCUCCGGGGUCGGACGCGAGCCUCGGUGCGGCCGUCCGAGCGGGAGGGUCCGGAGCGCCCGCGGCCCGAGGGGUGCGCUCGGCUACCGCGUCGCUCGGUCCCGGGGAGCAGCUGCGGGUCCCGGGGGCGCGUCCCGGCGGCCGAGGGCGGCGGCCCCGCGCUCUCCCCGACCGCGAACCCGCGGAGGCAGCGCCCGCUCCCGGGGGCCGGCCCGCACGGCACCACGAGCAGAGGCCGCCCCGGGCAUGUCCGACGCCAGCGCGCCGGGAGAGGAGCGGAGACCCCAGGUCCCCACAGAGGGGACCGGAACGAGACCCGCCUACGCCCCCUCCCGCGGUCACGGCCCCGGCCCCGACGCCUCGGGAUGCGACCUGGAGCCCGACCGCACCCGAGGACGUGGCCCCGGACCUCGCCUUCCCCAGGGUGCGACCCCCGACUGUGACCCGGACUGGCCUCCCCGGUGA